Molecule: messenger RNA, 1063 nt
Organism: Suillus paluster
Lineage: Eukaryota; Fungi; Basidiomycota; Agaricomycetes; Boletales; Suillaceae
Product: major facilitator superfamily domain-containing protein
Exons: 8
Coding region: 1-894 (297 amino acids)
Cellular component (GO): membrane
Molecular function (GO): transmembrane transporter activity
Source: RefSeq, a predicted model, not a curated record
AUGGGCCUGCACCAGGUGACCCGUCUCUAUUGGUACAUUGUCACGCCUGGCUGCCCGUCUGAGACGGGUGAAUUCACUGAAGGGGCUCACCAAUCUCCGCCCGCUGAAGGUUCUUGUUCCCUGAUUCGCCUACAAACACCUGGUUUCUCACUCCAGACGAGCGGGCCAAAGCCGUACAGCGCAUCGAUGAUGAUCGAAGUCCUGACUGACCCCAAGACAUGGCUCUUCGCCCUCUUCUCGGCUCUAGCAAAUCUAUCACUGAUCCUCGCGUCAUUCGGAUUCACCAAUCUACAGACGACUCUCUUGUCCUGUGUUCCUGGUGUGAUUGCAAUAUUGACAAUCUUGACUGCUGUUAGGCUUGCUAUACGACGGCCGAAUUCCAGAGCAUAUGUUGGUGCUAUGGCCUUCAUCCCAGCGUUGUUGGGAAUCCUGCUAGUCAACCUACUUCCUUGGUCGGAUCGCGUUGGACUUCUUGUCGGCCUGUUCCUGGUCAGUGCAGCUGCGCCUGCAUUUGUACUGUCAUUGUUGUGGCUUAAUACCGUGACUGCUGGCCAUACGAAGAGGGUUGUUACUAGCGCCAUCAUGCUCUCGUCUUACUGCAUUGGCAACGCAGCUGGCCCCUUCAUGUGGAAGUCACAAUAUAAGCCGCGUUACCACGUGCCAUGGGCUGUCAUCGGCGCAUGCUACAUCAUCUGUCCGAUACUUCUCCUUGUCAUCCGUGUUUUUCUCGCACGAGAGAACCGAAUCCGUGACACAGAGCCUCUUGAUGAUAGUGAAGAAGAAUACGUCAUCGAGCGAAUCACAGAGGAUGGGAAGCAUGUAGAAGUCAAGGUCGAGAAGGGGUUCCUGGAUUUGACAGAUAGGCAGAACAGGGACUUCAGAUAUGUUUUGUAACAUUAAGCACGCCCGACUCUUACUGCUAUUCGUACUGCCAAAUGGCAAUUCGUGUUCAUUGAUUCGCACACAACCUAGUUGGUAUCAUGAGAGUGCAUUGUUUAUGUAUUGAUGUGGUAUUAUAUUACACAGGAGACUCCUCACUUCUACGAAUCGUAUUCACUUGUGG